Coccomyxa subellipsoidea C-169 is the source of this 771-nucleotide messenger RNA. RefSeq lists its product as hypothetical. The record is from RefSeq and is a predicted model, not a curated record. The transcript is spliced from 5 exons. Lineage: Eukaryota; Viridiplantae; Chlorophyta; Trebouxiophyceae; Coccomyxaceae. Bases 1 to 771 code for a protein of 256 amino acids.
AUGAAGCGUGCCCGCGGAGAACAGGCGUGCGAGGAGCCAAACCCUGCCGGUAGCCGGCCAAGGCAAGACGCUUUGGGGUUCCAAAUGCCGGCGUUUGAUCUCCCAGUGUGCGCAGUCGCAGAGCACACCUCCGGCAUUGCAGUUCCCCGCGAGGAUGCUGAGCUGCAAGGGAGGACGGUUGAGGAUCCGAUAGCCCUCUCAGAAAGGCGAAAUGACAGCGGCAGCCACUGCGAGGGGAGCUGCGAUCAUUCCUGCGAGGAAGAGGCCGAGGAAGAAGGCUGUUCCGGUUGUGCAGACUACAGGCUACAGGAGCGGCAGCUGGAAGAGCAGCGCAGGCUGAUGGCAGCCCUGCACUCGAGGAACUGCAUGCUGACUGCGCUCAAUAGCAACCUCAUCAUGCAGCUGAACCUGCUGAGAUCGAUUGUGCCUGUGGAGCGCAGAGAGUCUCGCUCGCUGCACCUUCGCAUUGCCCUGCCAGGUGAGUAUGCGGUUGAGCCGGUGCAGCCGAGCAAGGAAGGGAGGGUGGCAGAGGAAGACACACCUUCCACAGGCCCUAUGCUUCACAUCUGGGUCAACUCUGACAUGGCCGUCGAGGCUGUGCGGCAGAGCAUGCACAACUUUGUGACAGCGCCAAUGGGCCAGGAUUGGUUCCUCAGCCUCAUGAAGGACGGCGCCCAAAUUGAGGAUGCUCAAACUCCCGAGUCCCUGCAUCUGGGUGAUGGCCACCUGAUCUAUGCAUCUCUGGGGUCUGAGCAAACAGCUGCAGCUUGA